UGCUCGGAACCUUUCUUUUCUGAGAUAUUUUUCACCCGGCAGGUUAUAGAGGAGCCCAUUGUGGGAUGUCGGCUGGAAGGUCUGAUGAGAGCUGAGUGGCUAUACAAAAGUAAAGCUCAGCUUCCAUGGAUGAGAGGAAGAUGAAACGGCGGAGUCCCAAAUCCUCCACUAGUCACCCUCCUCCACUCAUUAAUUCCAAGAAGAACUCUGUCCCACUUAGCAAAAGCACUGGGUUCUCAAAUGCUGUGCCACAGCCAGCUGCGCAAAAACCAAAGUUGAAAAGAAUCAUUAAAGAGAAAUCAAAAUCUCAGGGAGAGAGUAAAGGUGCUUCAUCGGCUCCCAUUCAGCACUCGUUCCUUACAGAUGUGUCAGAUGUACAGGAGAUGGAGAAGGGACUUCUUAGUCUACUCAAUGACUUCCACUCUGGCAAACUUCAAGCUUUUGGCCAUGAAUGUUCAAUUGAACAGAUGGAACAUGUUCGUGGAUUGCAGGAGAAGCUGGCUCGUCUUCACCUAGAGCUAUAUGGUGAAUUGGAGGAAAUGACAGAAGACAAGCGCAAAAUUGCUAGUGAUUCCAACCUUGACCGACUUCUUUUUGAUCUUGAAGAGCUGAAUUCAUCUAUACAAAAGCUUCACUUAGCAGAUGUUCAGGAUAUCCCCAAAACAACAACAAACUGAAGAAACACCAACAUCUCCUGUUAUGUGUUUUUUCUUUUUCUAAACUAUAUUAUUUUUUUUUCUUUGUCUGCUAACAGUAUUCUAAACAAUUUGUAAUCUUGAGCUUCUUUAUUAUGUGAUAUGUUUACUUCUUCUAUACCUCAUACUUUCACAUUUGUGAAUGAAAUGAAUGUUUUUUUGAUGCUUCCAUUCCCAGGCUGAAGAAUUAUGUGGGGUGUGUGCAGUAACCUGAGCCUGUUUCUGUGAUCCAUUUGUAGCCAAGGUGUCAGUAAGGGUGUCUGCUGACAUAAGAGACGCUUUGCCAGAUGCAGUUGUUCUGGGUGGGUUAAGGAGAUGAUUAUUUGUUGUAAGCAUUCCUUUGCCCUGAUUCCUCAAGCUGCACUAUCACUUAAGUGUUAAAUAGUGCUCAACGUGGUAAUAAACCCCAAAGUAUAAAUGUAAUUUAUUGCAGCUUACCAAUCCUUACAUGUGGUGGCUGCAUUUGUUUUCUUUUUUUUGGUUUGUCGGGCCAGUAACAUGCUUUCUGUCAUAAGGUGUCUCUAUGCUACUGGAGGAGAUCGGACCAGUAACACGCUUUCUGUCAUGAGGUGUCUCUAUGCUACUGGAGGAGAUCGGGCCAGUAACAUGCUUUCUGUCAUAGGGUGUCUCUAUGCUACUGGAGGAGAUCAGGCCAGUAACAUGCUUUCUGUCAUAGGGUGUCUCUAUGCUACUGGAGGAGAUCGGACCAGUAACACGCUUUCUGUCAUGAGGUGUCUCUAUGCUACUGGAGGAGAUCGGGCCAGUAACAUGCUUUCUGUCAUAGGGUGUCUCUAUGCUACUGGAGGAGAUCGGACCAGUAACACGCUUUCUGUCAUGAGGUGUCUCUAUGCUACUGGAGGAGAUCGGGCCAGUAACAUGCUUUCUGUCAUAGGGUGUCUCUAUGCUACUGGAGGAGAUCGGGCCAGUAACAUGCUUUCUGUCAUAGGGUGUCUCUAUGCUACUGGAGGAGAUCGGGCCAGUAACAUGCUUUCUGUCAUAGGGUGUCUCUAUGCUACUGGAGGAGAUCGGACCAGUAACACGCUUUCUGUCAUGAGGUGUCUCUAUGCUACUGGAGGAGAUCGGGCCAGUAACAUGCUUUCUGUCAUAGGGUGUCUCUAUGCUACUGGAGGAGAUCAGGCCAGUAACAUGCUUUCUGUCAUAGGGUGUCUCUAUGCUACUGGAGGAGAUCGGGCCAGUAACAUGCUUUCUGUCAUAGGGUGUCUCUAUGCUACUGGAGGAGAUCGGGCCAGUAACAUGCUUUCUGUCAUAGGGUGUCUCUAUGCUACUGGAGGAGAUCGGGCCAGUAACAUGCUUUCUGUCAUAGGGUGUCUCUAUGCUACUGGAGGAGAUCGGGCCAGUAACAUGCUUUCUGUCAUAAGGUGUCUCUAUGCUACUGGAGGAGAUCGGGCCAGUAACAUGCUUUCUGUCAUAGGGUGUCUCUAUGCUACUGGAGGAGAUCGGGCCAGUAACAUGCUUUCUGUCAUAGGGUGUCUCUAUGCUACUGGAGGAGAUCGGGCCAGUAACAUGCUUUCUGUCAUAGGGUGUCUCUAUGCUACUGGAGGAGAUCGGGCCAGUAACAUGCUUUCUGUCAUAGGGUGUCUCUAUGCUACUGGAGGAGAUCGGGCCAGUAACAUGCUUUCUGUCAUAGGGUGUCUCUAUGCUACUGGAGGAUCAAUGGAAAUGCCUUUGGACAGCAACAUUGUCAAUCUGGGGAGAGUAUAGUGUUGGAUGCACUAGCAGAUUUAGAUGGACUUCCGGAAAUUCUUUUUUUUAAACAGCUACAUUUUCCCCUUUAGGAUAAAGGUUUUACAUAAAAAAAAAAUGAUUUGUCUCAACCCUCUGACACUUUUGUGGGACAGCUUGGUCUUCUAAAGGAAGCUGAAAAAUAACAGAUUUACUUUUAGGAUUAACAGGUGAAAAAUGCAGCCAUUACAUCUAAGAAUUGGUAAGAUGCAAUAUAAUACAUUUUUGUCUUUGGGUAAAAAACAUUUAAAGGUAUACCAAAAUUCCAUACAGUAAAAUUGGUUGAGAGGCUGCUUUAGCAUGCCCACAGUGCACUUUAUGGCAUCUUAAAUGCUGUAUAUAUUUAGCACGAUGAAUUGGGACUCUUGACCCAUUUUGGGGGAAGGUCGGUCGGUCUGCCAGCUUGGCUUUUCCUACUGUUGCUCUCCAAAACAGAUCAGCGCUGAGGUAAACUGGCAGAGUGCUCACCUGCCUCCUCUAUCAGCACAAACUUGAACAUCAACCAUAGUGAAUGUGCAUUGAUCAUUUAUAAGUAAAUAGGUUUUGGGGCCAGCCUGUGCCAUCUUGUAUCUGUAGCUACCUUUUAAGCUGGGUACACACUGCAGUUUUUUUUUUUCAUGCAACCUGCCGGUCAGAGCCACUUUACUAAUCGUGCAAGGCUAAUUCAGCGAUCUCCCCCACUGAGCUCUCCGAUCAGCGCUUUCUCCCAUUGGCUGAGAUCGCUGAUCGGGAGUUAGUCGGCUGCUGGUUUUCCAGCAUGCAUAUCCGACAGGAGCCGGACGAAUAGCCAGCUUCUAUUGGACAAACCGACAUACACACGGGCUGAAUGAUGGCCAGUUUAUUUUAUCUGAACCGGUCGUUGUCUCCCGACAUUUGGCCUGUGUGUAGGGGGCUUUAGGUUCACAAGCCCUGGUGAAGGUGUGGGUGCAUGGCAUUUCAUAAUCACAUCAAUCCUCAUUCAUUGAAGUGUCUUAAGGUUCAUUUAUGUUGUUGAUGGGAUUCCUUUGUCCCUCUGAUAGUGUGCUAUGAGUUAAUAAAUUUGCUAUAGGCAAAAGAGCUUGCUUUUAAGGCACUGAAAUUAUAAAUCGCACUUAGCAUGACUAUGUAAUCACAAUAUAGAUUUUUGUUGGCAGAAAGGUUAGUCUGGUUAAAAACAUGACUACUUUUUAUUGCUGCUUCUAUAGGAUUGGGAAGUGGGGUUAAACAAAUGUUUUUGAAAUAAGAACUCUUGAUUAACAAGAAUGUAGAUGAUUGUUUUAAAAUGUGAAGCUGUUAAAAUCAUAUGAACUAUAUAACCUUAUUACUUAAGCCGUCCAUAGAUGGAGUGAUUUUCUUUCCUGCAGGCUCGGAUUGCAGGAAAAAAAUUUGCUAGAUUCCCCCAUGAACACAAUCAGCGUUGAUGGGGGAAUCCCUCCCGCAGAGCCAUUGUGUUCUCCCAGCGGCGGGAGUCAUCCCAGUCGGGAGAACACAAAGCGAUUAUUGCCAGCGGCUAUAGCCGCUGGCAAUAAUUGCAUGAAGAAUCUGACAAGCUGCUUGUACCAAAGUUGAUCAGUCGGUCAACUUGGGUACAAUCAGCCUGCCCAUACAUGGUUGGAUUCGAACAGUCUAUGGCUGGCCUUUUGACUUGUAUCUCUAGGCAAAUCAUGUUUUAGUUUUGAAUAUAGUGGGGAAGGAAAGGGUUAAAUCUUUUUAGCUUCUAUUAAGGCGUUGCUGCUGUUGAUGAGAUUUUCUUUCUCUUCCUGUGCUGGUGACAAUGUUUUUCCAGAGCAGGAAGUAAGAAAAAAUCUCAGCAAGGUCCGAGAACCCCCCCAUCCACACACACACACACCUUUUCCUUUUUUUAAAAGGAAUGUGGUAAAGCUCGAACCCCUGUAUAGUGUAGUUUUUGUUUCCUGUUGCAGAUUUUUCCUCCCUUUCUGUCUGGUGACAACAUUGCGACUGGGAAGUGAAAAUAAAUCUCCUAAACAGGGCCUCAAAUAUGUAUCAGACGGAAGUUAAUCACUCUAAAGCUGAAAGAAUUAACUGGUGUCACAUUUUUGAAAUUGUAUUGACUCUUGGAAGCUGAUUUUUUCCCCCCCCCUGUUUUCAAAUAUGACCUAUCUAAUCAUUUCUUUUUUAUCUUUAAAUUCUUCCCUCUGUCUGGCAUUAUAGGUAUGGGGGCAUCCGUGCGGGCUCGCUCCCAAGCUGCUCUGUCUGCUCACUCAGCACAGCAUUUGAUUGGCAGCAGUGGGAGCCAAUGGCUCCCGCUGCUAUCAAUCUGCCCAGGGAGGAGAGACAGCAGCGAGAGCCGCUACUCUCAUGUACAUCACUGGAUCAGAUCGAGCUCAGGUAAGAAUAAAGGGGGGGGGGGGGACUGGGGGAGAUCCUGCAGAACAGAACGUUUUUCACCUUAACGCAUAGAAUGCAUUAAAGUGAGAAAAAAAACUUAAGGCUUUAGAACCACUUAAAGGUUCUUCAGUUAUUUAUUAUGCCGGUUUUAGUAGAUUGUGUCUAACAAAGUUCUUUAGCCUGCCAGAGCAAUAAUAAUGCUUGAAAAGUGAGACAACUUGGGUCUACCAUUCCUCUGAAAAAUAAAAUGCAUAAACUUGUCUAAAAUGCUCAGUAUUUGUUGUGCAAAUAUCUACUGUAUUUCUCGUUCUAACAUGUGAAUACUCUCAGUGAUCAAAACUUGAUGCUUAUAUUGUUCAAAUGAUGCUUGUACUGUUUGAUCCAGUUGGGUUAUGCCAUUAUGUGUUUACUCCUUUACUAUUUUAUUGAUCUAUUUUUUUUUUUUUUCGACAAUCAAAGAUCUACUGAAUUUGCUCUGUGUGUGUGUGCGUCUUUUGUUCGUUAUUUGUAUGAAUGGGCUGUUUGUUUUUAUACAAAGAGCAAGAUACUCAUUGUGUAUAUAACUUGUACAUGCAAGCUGAAAUUAUAUUUUUAUGUCAUUGCUUCAAACUCCUUAUGGCGAGAGAGAUUUUUGUGGCAAUAUUUAAAUACAUAUUGGUGGUUGCAUGAUUAAAUGACUUACAUUUGUGUUCACAACCAAAUAAACGCCUAUUGCAUAUUUA
This is a messenger RNA of Rana temporaria (common frog), 5488 nucleotides long. It is a transcript of the gene CCDC28A, whose product is annotated as coiled-coil domain containing 28A. The transcript is spliced from 6 exons. Bases 126 to 677 code for a protein of 183 amino acids. NCBI's taxonomy places the organism in Eukaryota, Metazoa, Chordata, Amphibia, Anura, Ranidae. The record is from RefSeq and is a predicted model, not a curated record.